Molecule: messenger RNA, 935 nt
Organism: Cherax quadricarinatus
Lineage: Eukaryota; Metazoa; Arthropoda; Malacostraca; Decapoda; Parastacidae
Source: RefSeq, a predicted model, not a curated record
AAAAAAUUUAUGUUUGAAAAAUUUUUCUUGCAGGUAAUCUAAAGGGGUACUUGAGACCAGAGACAGCUCAGGGAAUUUUUGUCAAUUUUAAACGGUUGCUGGAAUAUAAUCAGGGAAAGCUACCUUUUGCUUGUGCACAAGUGGGCAAUGCGUAUCGUAAUGAAAUUUCACCGCGUUCUGGUCUUCUCAGGGUAAGAGAAUUUACAAUGGCCGAGAUUGAACACUUCUGUGAUCCUGACGACAAGACCCACAACAAGUUUGAUCAGGUUGCCAACACAGAAAUGAUGUUGUAUUCAGCAUGUGCACAGAUGGAUGGGGAAUCUCCAAGGAAAAUGACGAUCAGUGAAGCUGUUCGUGGAUUGGGGCUACCUUCAUUGGGCCUCCUCUCGACUCCAAUGGAAGUUGGUGCUUUGGAUUUCUUCUUAAGGGAUCGCAGUUAUAUUCUUGGCCAUGAGCCAUCCCAAGCUGAUGUGACAGUUUACAAGGCUCUGGAGCAACCCCCUCCCAAACACCUUGUACAUGCAUCACGCUGGUACCAUCAUCUAGGCAGUUUUACACACAAUGAAAGGCUGGAUUUCCGUGGAGAAAGAAGUUCAAUUGAGCAGCUAACUGGUGGGAGACAAAAGGGUUUGGUAGCUAAUGAAACAUUAGGUUACUACAUGGCACGUAUUCAGCAGUAUCUACUGAAGAUUGGUAUUAAUCCAAAAAAGCUAAGAUUCAGGCAGCAUUUAAAUAACGAGAUGGCUCAUUACGCAUGCGACUGUUGGGAUGCUGAAUGUCUUACCUCAUAUGGCUGGAUUGAAUGUGUUGGAUGUGCUGACAGAAGUGCCUAUGAUCUCAGCCAACAUACCAAAGGCUCAGGUACUGUAUAUUGUCAUUUUAAUGACCUAAACAAUGACAGUAAGGUAGACAACACACAGGUUACAAAGUUAUAA